This is a messenger RNA of Malania oleifera, 1215 nucleotides long. RefSeq names its product mitochondrial import inner membrane translocase subunit PAM16 like 2-like. The coding region runs from base 515 to 862 and encodes 115 amino acids. NCBI's taxonomy places the organism in Eukaryota, Viridiplantae, Streptophyta, Magnoliopsida, Santalales, Ximeniaceae. The record is from RefSeq and is a predicted model, not a curated record. The transcript has 5 exons. Gene Ontology annotation, cellular component: TIM23 mitochondrial import inner membrane translocase complex. Gene Ontology annotation, biological process: protein import into mitochondrial matrix.
GCCCAAGUGCCAGAGGCCAAAGCCCAGUCCCCGCACGGCCCGUACGCCAUACAGACACAGCUGACAGCCCCCAGCCCCGCGAGGCCCAUCCCACUCCCAACCCAGGCCAGCCCAGUCCCACUGAUUCUCAAAUCGCUAGACUCCGCUCUAGCCCUAUUCCGGCACGAAACCCUUCUUCUUCAACGCACGAAACCCUUCAUCUUCCACACUUCGAACCAGCAUGAGCCCUUCGCCGCUUCACGAGUUCGUCAGGGGCUUACCCUUCGAACCAGUAGCAGGAGCUUCGUGAGUUGGUCUUCCACACUGCGAACCAGCAGGAGCCCUUCGCGAGUUCGUCGGGAGCUUCGUGAGUUCGUCGUGGACAUUUCGAACCAAAAGGAGCUCUUCGCAAGCUCGUCUUCAAACCUUCGUUGCUUCAUCUGCUGCGAAGUUUGAACUCGUUUCUCAAUUCUUAAUUGCUGUAUCUGGUGCCUUCAGCUGAUCAGCUGGAAAAAAAAAACCUUGGUCUUAAGGGAUGGCUGCAAAAAUUCUUGCCAACUUGAUUGUAAUGGGUUCCGCAGUACUAGGAAGGGCUUUUAUCCAAGCAUACCGCCAGGCACUUCAAAAUGCCUCAAAAUCGGGGGUUGCUCAGGAAACCGUACAGAACAUAAGAAGAGCAAGCAAAACCAUGGCUGAAGCAGAGGCGAGACAGAUCCUGGGUGUUACAGAACAUACAUCAUGGGAGGAAAUCAUGCAGAAGUAUGAUAACCUGUUUGAGAGUAAUGCUAAGAGUGGGAGCUUUUACCUCCAAUCAAAGGUUCAUAGGGCUAAAGAAUGCUUAGAAGCAGUCCAUCAAAAGAAAGCUCAGUCUACAGAUACUUAACGUUGAGAAGUUGCUGUGGUUUGCGUUCAUCACAAUUUCCAUGUCAUUCGAAGUUGCGUUUACCAGUUCUGCAAGAUAUAUUUGUAUGUUUAGUGGGUUGCUCAAUUUUGUCAUAGGUUUUACGAGAAAGAGAUUGGUGAUAGGAACAUUUUGCUGUCUUCAUUUAUGUAUUUUAUUUAAUGGAGGUAAUCUGCCUCAGAUAUCUGACUUCUGUGAUGAGGAACACAUGGGGAAAGUAGAAAAUCUUGUCUAAUUUUUCAAAUCAUUUGUAUGCAAAAUUUAAAAUGCAUUUGCACCUUAUAUUGUAAUUAUAUCACAUCCAUGAUUAUAUGAAUGAAUGUUUGUAGAGAAAA